GGGCGGGGCGGUGGCCGGUAGUCCCGGAGCGCUCCCGCCGCGUGGAGCCGCGCUGCCCGCUCCCUGCCCGCUCCGCAGCUCACCCCGAGCCGUGCCCCGGCGGGCCCGGCGGUCGCGGGGAUGGGCGCGGGGUUGUGAGGGCGGCGUGAGCCGUGGCCAUGGGGAACAUCUCCUCCAACAUCUCCGCCUUCCAGUCCCUGCACAUCGUCAUGCUGGGCCUGGACUCGGCGGGGAAGACCACAGUGCUUUACCGGUUGAAGUUCAACGAGUUCGUCAAUACCGUGCCCACCAUCGGUUUCAACACGGAGAAGAUCCGGCUGAGCAACGGGACGGCCAAGGGCAUCAGUUGCCACUUUUGGGACGUGGGUGGUCAGGAGAAGCUGCGCCCGCUCUGGAAGUCCUACAGCCGCUGCACCGAUGGCAUCAUCUACGUGGUGGACUCAGUGGACGUGGACCGGCUGGAGGAAGCCAAAACAGAGCUGCACAAGGUGACCAAGUUCGCCGAGAACCAGGGCACCCCACUGCUGGUCAUCGCCAACAAGCAGGACCUGCCCAAGUCCCUGCCAGUGGCCGAGAUCGAGAAGCAGCUGGCGCUCCAUGAGCUGACCCCUUCCACCACCUACCACAUCCAGCCCGCCUGCGCUAUCAUCGGCGAGGGGCUCACGGAGGGCAUGGACAAGCUCUACGAGAUGAUCCUGAAGCGGAGGAAGUCCCUCAAGCAGAAGAAAAAGCGGUAGAAGCCCCGCAGACACGGGGAGGGAUAGAGAAGCAGACAAAGGAACCGAGGGGGAGAGAGAACCAAAGCGAUUCUUUUGGGUUUUAAUUGCUAUUAUUAUUUUUUUUCCUCCUUUAUUUUUUUUUUCCUUCUUCUUUCCAAAUGAAAAGACAAUAGUGGUGAUGACAAAGCCGCCUCUGCCAGCCAAGCCCAGAUCCCGGCUGCGGGCGAGAUAGCCGGGAUCUCCUCCCCUCUCACCCGCCCCUUUCCGUGGACCACCGUGCUCCCCGGGGCCCGAUCCGGACAUCUGGGCCCCUGGGCCGGGCUGGAAACAUGGCUGAGGGGGCCAGACCCCCCCCCUCCGCCCUUCGGGACCACCGAGCUUUUGUGUGCCGUGGGCGAACAGGGCAGGACCCUGUUGAAGUGCAUUUUGAGAGAAGCCCGGCGUGCUUCUGGAUCUUUAGCGUGGACAUUUUGGGGUGCGGGAGAGGGGAGUGUAGCAGGGAUGCGGUGGGGAGGGAUGGAUGCUAAAGGGGGGGUGGGGGGGGCGUCGAAGGCAGCGCUCGGGCUCAGCAAGGUUAGCGGUAAGGGAACUGCCAUCCCUGCAUUCCUCCCCCGCGCUUGUCGGUGGGAAGGGGUGUCGAAAGCAGGAGGGGGGUUGGACCAGCACAAAAUGUCUGUGUGGGUGAUGGGUAAGGGAACACGCCCCUCUUGCUCCCCCCCCGGCUGGUGUUUUAGGGUGCGAAUGGACAGACAGCCUACAGGCUGGGGGGUUGUAAGGCUGCGGCGCCGGGCACGCUUAGCGGCUGCUGACUGGUGCUGAGCCUUAAGCUAUUUGCUUAAAAAAAGAAAAAAAUAAAUAAAAAAAAUAAAAGGGGGGGAGGGCGUGGGGUUUGUGUAACGCUGCUGGAAGCUUUGGGGGUUUGUCCAGGAGUCCCCCUUCUCAAAAGCUCAGUUGUGCCAUCUUCCACAGUGAAGCGCCGAGUAGGUUUUUAUUGUGUCCAGGCAGAGAGGCGUGCUCCAAGGUGCUAUUUGCUCCAGCUGGGGUGAUCCAAACUAGGGGUUACUCAGUAAAAACAAACAAAAAGCAAGCUUUGUGGUAGCACUGUGCUGCUCUGCAGUUGGUGCAAGAGGUCAGGGCAGCGCUUGCUGAAUGUAGGUUUUUGGCAGGGGUCAUGGCAGGGCAGGACAGACGGAUGGCUGCUGGCACUGCCUGCCGAGAUGACCAGAGCUUGCAAAAUUUUUGCUGGAAAGGGACUCGGCAGCGCCGGGAAAAUGGCAGGGUGUAAAGAGACAUGGGUGGGGGGGCAGGGCGACAGCAUGGGGGGUGUUAGCUUUUUUUAUAGAGAUUUAAACCCAAAUCAAAGCAGAGCGCCCCUUGCUGCCAGCAGUAGCUGUGGGCUGCCUGCUGAGCACCCAGGGCAGGGUCAGGUCCUGCUGUGUCCUUCUGCGGGUGGACAUUUGGUACCUGGUUGGGUCUGAGGUCCUAGGGACCAAAAGCCAUUUGCUGUCUGUGUUUUGGCCUGGGACCCAGCUCUAUGGAGGAGGAAACCAAGGUCCUGGUUUUCCCGCUGCCCUCAGGGGCCAAAUACCCUGAAUUUUGAGCCAUGCAAUCUGGCAGGAUUUUCUGGUGAUUUUACACCAGCCUUCCUGUUUGAAAAUCCCUUCCCAGAGCAGCCAAGGAGAAACCACUAAGCAGACAAAAGAAUAAUGCCCUCUGGGUUUCAGGGAGUUGAUUCUCACCUUGCAGCAAUGAGCGUGACACCUUCCAAAUAGCGUUUUGUUUUGUUUUUCUUUUCGUUAGGAAACAAAUGCUGCAGCCAAGUAGUAUUUCUCUUCUUGUGGGGUUUGAGUUCCCAACACGAGUCCUGACUUGUGCACUGAGUGGGCUGGUCCCAUCAGUUCAGGUGGCUCUGUUCUCGCUUCCUUGGGUUUUCUUUGCUUUGUCUUCACCUCCAACGCUGGUACUUGCUGUUGAGAGAGAAAAAGAAAAGCAUAUUUAUUUUUGAUGCCACAGAAGCCACAUGCAUUAACCCUUUUUUUUUUUUUUUUUGUGGAGAGACCCAUUUUAGAGGCAAAAUAUAAAGCUAUGUUUUUCCCACCAACUCAGAGGUGACCAGGUUUUAAAAAUGACAAGUGCAGGCUAUUUAGCUGUGGGUUUUGCCUCUUGCUGUCAAGAUGUAGAUCUUGGUUUGGCAAAUGGGGGUUGGUUACCACCAGCUCAGCUGAGCAUCCCCUUGGUUUUGGUUGAAAUGGCUGGUUUUCAGCAGAGCCCUUAAGCCUGUGCUGAACUGGCAGCAUGUGCUUGAAGGUUCAGCUGAGCCAGGUGGGAUGCUGUGGCAGUGCUGUUCCCACCAACUCUGCUUUCUGCAAUAAUUAAAAAGACUUUUCCAAUUAGUAGCUAAUGGCUUCCAUGGUAUUUCUGUAACAUUUCGCAACCGUAUGCUGAUUUUUCCUGGAUGAAAAUGUGUGUUGCCUGCAGUGGGCUAGAAGAAGAGGUGCCUCAGCAAAACAGCAGUUAAGGGAAAGUACCGGGGUUGUUGCUCUGAAAACAAGCUGGGCUUUUUACAAGGUUGUGUGUCUUCUCUAAAUACAUUUGAAUGACAAUUUUUUUUU
Columba livia (rock pigeon) is the source of this 3331-nucleotide messenger RNA. RefSeq names its product ADP ribosylation factor like GTPase 4C (gene ARL4C). Gene Ontology annotation, biological process: intracellular protein transport; endocytic recycling. The transcript has a single exon. The record is from RefSeq and is a predicted model, not a curated record. Gene Ontology annotation, cellular component: plasma membrane; cytoplasm. Gene Ontology annotation, molecular function: GTP binding; GTPase activity. Lineage: Eukaryota; Metazoa; Chordata; Aves; Columbiformes; Columbidae. The coding region runs from base 159 to 737 and encodes 192 amino acids.